CCCGAUCGGGUGAGGUUGGCCUCUUGGUGGAAAAGCGUUUUUCCACACGGUUGGUCUGGUCAGUUGCACCCGUAACUUCGGUCGCUACGGAUGGUUCCUUCUCGGUCGUGCCGGCUCGAUCGUUCUGUUGGUUUUGGUUACUGAUCUUGGCGGUAGAACGCUAUUGUGGAAAGUUUGAAACAAGUGAUUUAUUGUUAGUCUUCGGAGAAGGAAAUAUUUCAAAAUGUCGACCACCUGCUUUGGCUGCAAGGAGGAGAUCAAGGACAAGAUGCUAGAGGCCCUGGAUAAGUCCUGGCAUCCGGAGCACUUCGCGUGCAAGGAGUGCAAGAAGCGCAUCGUCGAGAACAAAUUCCACGAAAGCGACGGGCUUCCGGUGUGCUCCAAGUGCUUCGAGUCCAAGUUCCAGGCCAUCUGCGCUGCCUGCCGGAAGAUGGUCACCGAGAAAGUGGUAAAAGCCAUGGGAAAAACCUGGCACCUGGAGCACUUCAUCUGCGGUGGACCCUGCAAGCAGCAGCUCUCCGGUCAGACCUUCUUCGAGCGUAACGGAAAGCCGUACUGCACGACCGACUACGAGCGGCUGUACGCUCCCAAGUGUGGCGGUUGCAAGAAACCCAUCUCGGAGAAGGCCAUUUCCGCCCUGGAAGGCAAGUGGCACAAGGAGUGCUUCCAGUGCAAGCUCUGCAAGCAACCAAUUGGCGUGGACUCAAAGUUCCGCUCGGACAAGGAUAAGCAACCGAUUUGCGAGAAGUGUGGAGUCUAAAAUGCAAUCGUUUCCAUCUCUCUCUAUCCUAAUUUGCUGGAUGUGGCCGCGUGACAACUCAGUACUGUUGUAAUCAAUGUAGAUGAUAAAACGAUGACAUCCCUUCUCUCUCUAUUCACUCAAACAUGGACAAGAAUAAAGAUAAAAAUUAUAACUUUUAAUUUAAAUGCUUCA
Messenger RNA from Aedes albopictus (Asian tiger mosquito), 934 nucleotides. Its product is annotated as transforming growth factor beta-1-induced transcript 1 protein. The transcript has 4 exons. Gene Ontology annotation, molecular function: transcription coregulator activity. The record is from RefSeq and is a predicted model, not a curated record. NCBI's taxonomy places the organism in Eukaryota, Metazoa, Arthropoda, Insecta, Diptera, Culicidae. The coding region runs from base 224 to 760 and encodes 178 amino acids. Gene Ontology annotation, cellular component: nucleus; Z disc.